Messenger RNA from Rotaria sp. Silwood1, 2013 nucleotides. The record is from the annotation of a GenBank genome assembly. Lineage: Eukaryota; Metazoa; Rotifera; Eurotatoria; Philodinida; Philodinidae.
AUGGAAACCAAUGGAUCUUCAAGUAGAUCAUCAUCAGUAUCAACAAUUGGUGAAAAUUAUGAAAUAUUUAGUUUAAUUUGGCUUGAUUUAUUAAAAAAUGAUAAUAAUGAUAUACAACAACAAAUACGUACAAUAAUAAAUUAUUUAAGAAUAUUUCAUGAUAUUGAUGAAUGUGAACAAUAUAUACAUACUUUAUCUAAAGAUGAUCGUGUUGUUAUUCUUAUUAAUGAAAAAUCUGCUUUCAAAAUGAUUACACGUAUACAUGAAUUUCGACAAAUUAUAUCAAUUUAUAUACAUUCAACAGAAGAUAAUCAAAAUGAUGAAUUGAUUCAUCAAUAUAAAAAGAUUAAAUCUAUUAAAUCUGAUCUUGAUGAAUUAAUUAUUCAAAUAAAAAUUGAUCAUAUAAAACAAAAAAAAUUAGAAGAACCUUUAACAAUAAAUAUAUUCGAUAUAAAUCAACCAUUAGAUCGUUUAACAUCAAAUACAAAUACUGAAUUUCUUUAUUCACAAUUAUUAAUUCAUUUUUUAUUACAUAUUAAAUUAACAAAUGAACAAAUAAUAGAAAAUAAAAAAGAAUUAAUAGAUUUAUGUAAAACAGUCUAUAAUGAUAAUUUAAAUCAAUUGAAAAUUUUACAUGAAUUUGAACAUAAUUAUUUAUCAUCAAAUGCAUUAUGGUGGUAUACAUAUGAUUCAUUUUUAUAUCAAUUAUUAAAUAAAUCAUUAAAUAUCAUAAAUAUUGAUUUACUUUAUUUAUUACAAUUUUAUAUUCAUGAUCUUAUUCGACAAUUAGAAAAUGAUCAAUCAAUAACAAUAAAUCGUGUUUAUCGUAGUUAUUUAUUAUCUAAUGAUGAAUUAGAUUUAUUUAAAGAAUCAAUUGGAAAAUAUAUAUCAAUAAAUACAUUUUUUUCUGCAUAUAUUUAUCGUAAUGAUGCACUUGAUUAUUUAAAUAAUUAUAUAUAUGAUAAUGAUAAAUUAACAAAAAUUUUAUUUAAAAUUGAUAUUGAUCCUCAUUUAACAAAAAUAAAACCAUAUGCUAAUAUAACUAUACAUAGUCAAACAUCGAAUGAACAAGAAAUAUUAUUUUCAUUAGGAAGUAUAUUUCGUAUUGAUAAUAUAUAUCUUGAAAAAAAUGAUAUUAAUACAAUACAUUUAAUAUUAUGUAGUGAUGAUGAUCAUCAUUUAAAACCAAUAUUUGAUUAUAUUAAACAUCAAUAUGAUGAAAAUAAUAUAAAUCUUCUUUCAUUUGGUAAUGCAUUAAAACGAACAGGAAAAUUAGAUGAAGCUGAAAAAUGUUAUCAACGUUUACUUAAUGAUUCAACAUAUAAUGAAAUAUUUAUAAGUCGUUCUUAUCAUUAUUUAGGUCGAAUAGCUGAAGCAAGAGGUGAUUAUGAUACAAGUCUUGAAUGUUUAAAUAAAUCAUUAGAUAUUAAAUUAAAAAUUAUGAAAUCAAAUGAUCCAAAUAUAGCACAAAGUUAUAAUUGUAUUGGUAUUGUUUAUCAACAUAAAAGUGAUCAUGAAAAAGCACUUGAAGCAUUUAAUAAAGCAUUAAUUAUAUGGAGACGAGCAUAUGGAAAAAAUCAUCCAAAUGUAGCUGGAUGUUAUAAUAAUAUGGGUGUUGUUUAUAAGAGAGAAAAAAAAUAUAUUGAAGCUCUUGAAUCAUUUCAAAAAGCUUUAAAUAUACGUGAAAGACAUCAUUCAGUUAAUCCACAUGAUUUAGCUGGUUCACAUAAUAAUAUUGGUGCUGUUUAUGAACGUCUUGGUCAUCAUGAACUUGCUAUUGAACAUUAUAAAUUAUCUCUUAAACUUAAAUCACAAACACUUCCAUCACAACAUCCAUCAAUAGCAUUAACAUUUGAAAAUAUGGCUUAUGUUUAUGAAAAUACAGGUGCAUAUUUACAAGCAUUAUCAUAUCUUGAAAAAGCAGCUAUGAUUUAUCGUCAUUCAUUAUCACCUACACAUAAUGAUGUUAUUCGAAUUGAAGAAAGUAUUCAACGUGUAUCAUCGAAACUGUAA